CUUAACAAUUAAUAAUACAUCAAAGUAGAAACACUAACUUAGUGACUCUAGCACGCGGCAAAUACCAUGCAACACCUUUCAAAGCCAUUUGAGCAACCGUCUAGUGGCGAUAAUAAGCGCCUCUCUUUUCCGAGUUGUCGAGACGACACUGUUUAUAAGACUGGCGAACCGUCUAUCGUGGUAGGGCGACGUGAUGGUCGUUAUCAUUACGAUUUAAACUGCGUGCCUCGUGGCUACCACUCCUCGCCCUCGUCCGUACUCGUUCUUCCUCUCCUCCUCCUAUUCCUCUUUUCUGGAAAUUUCCUCUCCCUUCAGUGGUUAUGGAACCCCGCUCUCCCCGCUACCUAUGGUUCAGCUCUACUUGCGCCAUGACCGCUGUAAGCCUCUAUAUGAACGUGCCACCAAUCUAACAUUCUAGUCAUUAGGCUACAUUCUAACAUGUCGACAUGUAUAAACAAUAAAGAAGAUCACGAUUUUAAUCCAAUUUGGACUUACUCUGAGCGACUCGACCACAAUACCGGUGAACCGCUAGAUUCGCUGUCAAUUCGAAGCGCUGAAAAGGUAGAAACACCUAUACCUUUGCAGGAAUCUAUAAAACCCAACACAACCUCUCCGGAGCCAGCUGAGUUUAGUACUCGCGCAGGGCUCACGGAUGUACCGGAAUCUCCUCGUUCUUCAUCUAGCGUGGAUUCUUAUAGCAUAUCUAUAAUAUCUGUAGGGUCUAUAGAUGAGUCUAUUGAUGAUGACUCCCCAUCCGUCUCGGACUCAUCCGUGGAAUGCAUUGGUCAUUUAGGUUUUAAUGACAUAAUUUAUUCAGAAAUCACGGCCCUUGUUCAUGACCUGGUCGUAGAAUAUACGACGACGACCGGGGGGCAAUAUUUUGGCGGGAAUGGGCAGAUUACAGCUACAUCUUCUGGUAGUCCGUUCACACAACAUCAACAACCUGCCUGUUUGCCAAAGAAGAGGGGCCGUGUCCAAAAGAAUAACGAGAAUUCUGAUGACGAAGACCUCCCUCGCCCGCCUCCAAAAAAGGAGAAGCAGAAUAAGGGAAAAGACAUCGCAAGGCAUCUGGCAUGUCCAUUUGCGAAGAAGGACCCUAUGAGGCACCAUGCUUGCUUUUCGAAGAGGCUUUCCAGAAUUAGAGAUGUCAAACAACAUCUUGCUAGAAAACAUACGCCCGAAUUUUAUUGUAAUCGUUGUUUAGCCAUAUUCCCAAACCAGAAUAACCUUCAGGAACAUAUAGGAGAUCCUGCAGGACUCUUCUGUACGCCGUCUUCGUUGCUAGAUGGCAUUUCACAAUACCAGCGCUCACGACUGUCUUGCAAAUCCAACCCAAAACUUUCAGAAGAAGAACAAUGGUUUUCGAUGUGGGAUAUCAUUUUUCCCGGGUAUGAACGACCAAAAUCGGCGUACGUCGACUUCGGCUUCUCAGGAGACUUUUGUGCAUAUAAAGAGUACUCCCACCAUCGGGCAGCUGCUGCAGUUGUCGAGGGAUUACGGACCAGUAGCCUUGCAGGAAUAGCUGCUGUGGACCAAAGCAUGUGGGAUGAGGUGCACAAAGUCGUUGCUGAUAGGUUGGACUUGGUUUUUGAAGAAUGGCAGUCGAAUCAAUCCGUAAAUAUGAUGUCACGUUCAGACGAUUCGUCCUCAAGCAGCCACAGACGAAGCAUUCAAUCCACGCGAAUCGAUGUUCCAGAUACUCCCGAAGGUAGCGGAAUUGGCGUGAACGGUCGAAGGAUGUCUAACAAGGAGCAGGCACAAUUGGACUCAGACGACCUGGAUAGAGAGAGGAGGAUACGUGAAUACAUGAUGAGAGAGGAUCCGUGGAGACCAGCUGAUGGAGAUGAAACAGUUCAUCUGAACCAUUCCAAUCCUGAUGGUGACGACGUCGAUAUUGGCUACGAAGCCUUCGUCGAUCAGCAUGAUUCCGUGCCGAUUUUAAGUUUUGAUACGUCGGCCGACUAUAUUACCGACCUGGAUUUCGGAGAGCCAACCAUCACGGACCCGACAGUAGGGUGCGAUCCUACAUAGAAACUGUGCUUCUCACGACACUACGGCGCUGAUAUUGAACUUUCUUAUAUUGAAAUUUAUUAGGCUAGUAGAUUAAAUAUGAAACUUGUAUCCGA
Annulohypoxylon maeteangense is the source of this 2126-nucleotide messenger RNA. RefSeq lists its product as uncharacterized. The record is from RefSeq and is a predicted model, not a curated record. NCBI's taxonomy places the organism in Eukaryota, Fungi, Ascomycota, Sordariomycetes, Xylariales, Hypoxylaceae. Bases 439 to 2031 code for a protein of 530 amino acids. The transcript has a single exon.